Messenger RNA from Lycium ferocissimum, 1489 nucleotides. Its product is annotated as fasciclin-like arabinogalactan protein 2. The record is from RefSeq and is a predicted model, not a curated record. Bases 76 to 1308 code for a protein of 410 amino acids. The transcript has a single exon. Lineage: Eukaryota; Viridiplantae; Streptophyta; Magnoliopsida; Solanales; Solanaceae. Gene Ontology annotation, cellular component: plasma membrane.
AACACUCCUAUAUCUCCUUUUUUUCCCCUUCUUCUCUUCAAAAACAUCUCCAUCUCUCUCCCUUCGCCGGCAAAAAUGAAGCUCUCGCCGGCGGCACCACUCUCUGUCACUCUUCUCCUCCUCCUCGUAUUCCUCUCCACCACCACAAACGCCCACAACAUUACUAAAAUCCUCGCAAAACACCCCGAAUUCUCCACAUUUAACCAUUACCUAACCGUCACACACUUAGCCGCAGAAAUCAACAGACGUCAAACCAUCACUGUAUGCGCUAUCGACAAUGCUGCCAUGAACGAACUCCUCGAAAAACACCUCCCAACUUACACUCUAAAGAACGUGCUUUCCCUGCAUGUUUUUGCUGAUUACUUCGGUGCCAAGAAACUCCAUCAAAUCACUAAGGGAAGUACUCUCACCGCCACUAUGUUCCAAGCAACUGGUGAAGCUCCUGGAACUUCCGGUUACAUUAAUAUCACGAACAUGAAAGGUGGGAAAGUAGGGUUUGCUAAUGAGGAUAAUGACGGUCAUUUUGCUGCUACUUUCGUUAAAUCCGUUGUGGAAAUGCCAUACAAUAUUUCAGUUAUUCAGAUUAGUCAUAUACUUACUUCAGCUGCUGCUGAAGCUCCUGUUGCUGCUCCAAGUGACCUUAAUGUUACAACCCUAAUGGCAAAACAAGGUUGUAAAGCAUUUUCAGAUUUGUUAAAAUCUCAUUCGGAUGUUUCCAAAACCUUUGCUGAAAAUGUACAGAGUGGGUUAACGGUGUUUUGCCCUACUGACGGUGUCAUCAGCGCUUUCAUGCCUAAAUUCAAGAAUCUAACAAAAGACGGACAAUCUUCUUUACUUUUGUACCAUGGUAUCCCUGUUUACAAUUCCAUGGGUAUGUUAAAGUCCAACAACGGGUUAAUGAACACUCUAGCAACAGAAGGUCAUAAUAAGUACGAUUUCACCGUACAAAAUGAUGGGGAUGAUGUGACAUUGAAGACUAAAGUCGUGACAGCAACUAUCUCCGGUACAUUGUAUGAUGAAGAGCCGUUAUCAGUUUACAAAAUCGAUAAAGUUUUAUUACCUAGGGAAUUAUUUAAGGGUACCGUAGCAGAAGAGCCAGCACCAGCUCCAAAGGGUUCGAAGAAAAAGAAGAAGGCCAAAAAGAGUGACGAUGAAGACAUACAGGAAGACGGUGCACCAGAACCUAGCCCGGAAGAUGAUGAAGAUCCUGCUGAUGAUUCGGCCAAUUUGAAUUGGGCCACCAGUGUGAAAAGUACUGGGUGGUUGGUUACAGUUGUAUUGAGUGUUAUUUGUGUGGCCAUUGUUUAAGAAAUAAUGGGACCAUAGUGUUUUUAUACUCCUUUUGUUUUGGCUUGCACAUAGAUAUGAUUUUUGUGUUUGAAAGAGUUUUGGUAAUUUAUUUGUAUUGUGUAAUUUUUUUCUGAACAUUGUAUUUUGGAUUGAAAAAAUUGCAAUAAAUAGCAUCUUCUUAUUCCCUUUAAUUAAUAAA